Molecule: messenger RNA, 1515 nt
Organism: Aphis gossypii (cotton aphid)
Lineage: Eukaryota; Metazoa; Arthropoda; Insecta; Hemiptera; Aphididae
Gene: betaggt-I
Product: geranylgeranyl transferase type-1 subunit beta
Biological process (GO): protein geranylgeranylation
Cellular component (GO): CAAX-protein geranylgeranyltransferase complex
Molecular function (GO): CAAX-protein geranylgeranyltransferase activity
Source: RefSeq, a predicted model, not a curated record
UAUUGAGAUAUGAGACCGCAUAACUGCACAAGCGCAACGGCAUAACGACGAGUGACGGGCGACGGUUGAGGAUUGACGAAUUAGGCCGGACUAUAGUGAAGUUGACACUGUUGACAGUUCAACUUUCAGCAGUUGUUCAUAUUUGUUUUGCACAAAACAGUGCUACUAGUUUUUUGAUAUUUUGUUUUUUUUAUUACCUCUUCGAGGAUAUCGUUUGCAUCUGAAACGAUCAGAUUGCUAGAUUUAGUGCGAAUUGUCUUCUCCGUUGAGGCGAUGUCGUCGUUAAAUCAUAUCCUCCUCAAAUCGUCCAUAAGCUGCUAGCUGAUAUACCGAUCUACCUCCACUGGGUCGUGGUAGAGUCUUCUUCAAAAUGAACAAGCUGGAUUUUAAAUUUGAACUGCACAAGAAAUAUUUUCGUCGCUCGUUGGACCUGUUGCCCGGCGAAGUGCUGUUCGAUUAUUCGAGACUCACCAUACUGUAUUUCGCGCUCAUUGGUUUGGAUAUAUUGGACGGUUUAGAUUCGCUGUCCGAAGACCGUAAGAAAGACAUCAUCGAAUGGGUGUACAGGCUGCAGUUGGUACCUAAUGAAAAUUGUUCUGUGCACAAAUGUGGUUUCAUGGGUUCCACCACUGUCAUUCAUUUGAAGAAUCAUCCAGGCUCUGAAAAGUAUUGCGAAAGUAAUGUUGCUAUGACAUAUAUGGCAUUAUGUAUUCUGAUUACAAUGGGUGACAAUCUGAGUCGUGUUAAUAAAUCGGCUGUACUUCAAGGUGUAGCGUCUCUGCAAAAGCCAGAUGGAAGUUUCAAAAGCAACUACGAACAUGGUGAGAGUGAUUUGAGAUUUGUGUACUGUUCACUUGCAAUAUGCAACAUAUUGAAUGAUUCCUCGGGUAUUAAUGUAAAUAAUGCUAUUAAAUUUAUUUCAAAAUGUUUGAACUACGACGGAGCGUUUGGACAAAACCCAGGAACUGAAUCGCACGGUGGUUCUACUUAUUGUGCUGUUGCAUCAUUAUCUCUAUUAAAUAAAUUAAAUCUUGUUUUAGAUGAUAAUAAAUCAAAAAUAUUAGAGCGCUGGGCAGUAAAUCGACAAACCAAAGGUGGUUUUCAAGGAAGACCUAAUAAAGAAGCAGAUACUUGUUAUUCCUUCUGGUUGGGUGCUACACUCAGUAUUAUGGGAUCACUAAAUAGAAUAAACUCGGAGAGGAAUAGGGCUUUUGCUCUACAUAAUGCUAACUUGAUAACUGGUGGAUUUAGUAAAAACAUGGAGUCUAUACCAGAUCCAAUGCAUACUUGCUUAAGCUUAUGCGGAUUAAGUUUGAUUGGUGAAGAAAACCUAAACCCUAUUAAUCCUGCAUUAAAUAUUACUGUGAGAGCAACAAAUUAUUUAAAACAAAUUCAAGCAGAUAGUACAUCACCGAACAAAAACAUAUUCAAUACAGAUACUGAUUAUUAAAUUAAUUACCUAUAUUAUGUGUUAAUUUUUAAGAUAUAAUAAAACAAGUAAUUAGUCAACUUAAA